UCCGGAAGUGACGCAACACCUCGCGGCCGCCGCCAGGUGGAAACGGCAGGUGCGUUCAGGUGCCAGCCUGGCCCGGGCCCGGCUCUGGGACUGACUCUUCCAGUCAGCGACAGCGGCAGCGGCAGCUCCCAAGGGCCUGGUGACCCGUGGGCCAGGCUCUGUCAUCUGAGCCCAUCACCCUGGCCUUAAAUUCCUCUCCCCUGUUCCUAGUAAGGAUCACCUACCCAGCUCCCGCACUCCGAGACUCCCCCCUUCUCGAGUCCGGGGGAGAGGAGGAGAGACCUGCUGUGCAGUUCCCCAUUCCCCCACCGAGCUGGGCAGUUAGCCAGCCCACCCCAACUCUCGGAACUAUGUUUGCAGACUUGGAUUAUGACAUCGAGGAGGAUAAACUUGGAAUCCCCACUAUGCCUGGGAAGGUGACCCUGCAGAAGGAUGCUCAGAACCUGAUCGGCAUCAGCAUUGGAGGAGGGGCCCAGUACUGUCCCUGCCUCUAUAUUGUCCAGGUGUUCGACAACACCCCUGCAGCCUUGGACGGCACUGUGGCUGCUGGUGAUGAGAUCACCGGUGUCAAUGGCAAGUCAAUCAAAGGGAAGACUAAGGUGGAUGUGGCGAAGAUGAUUCAGGAGGUGAAGGGGGAGGUGACCAUCCACUACAACAAGCUUCAGGCGGACCCCAAGCAGGGCAUGUCCCUCGACAUUGUGUUAAAGAAGGUCAAGCACCGGCUGGUGGAGAACAUGAGCUCGGGGACGGCCGACGCCCUGGGCCUGAGCCGGGCCAUCCUGUGCAAUGAUGGGCUGGUGAAGAGGCUGGAGGAGCUGGAGCGGACAGCGGAGCUAUACAAAGGGAUGACAGAACACACCAAGAACCUCCUCCGGGCCUUUUAUGAGCUAUCACAGACCCACCGGGCCUUUGGGGACGUGUUCUCUGUGAUUGGGGUGCGGGAGCCCCAGCCAGCAGCAAGUGAGGCUUUUGUGAAGUUUGCUGACGCACAUCGAAGCAUUGAGAAGUUUGGCAUCCGGCUGCUGAAAACCAUCAAGCCGAUGCUGACAGACCUGAACACAUACCUCAACAAAGCCAUCCCCGACACGAGGCUCACCAUCAAGAAGUACCUGGAUGUGAAGUUCGAGUACCUGUCCUACUGCCUGAAGGUGAAGGAGAUGGACGAUGAGGAGUACAGCUGCAUUGCCCUGGGCGAGCCACUGUACCGCGUGAGCACCGGCAACUACGAAUACCGCCUGAUCCUGCGCUGCCGCCAGGAGGCGCGCGCGCGCUUCUCGCAGAUGCGCAAGGACGUGCUGGAGAAGGUGGAGCUGCUGGACCAGAAGCACGUCCAGGACAUAGUGUUCCAGCUGCAGCGCUUCGUGUCCACCAUGUCUAAGUACUACAACGACUGUUACGCAGUGCUGCGCAACGCCGAUGUCUUCCCUAUCGAGGUUGACCUGGCCCACACCACACUGGCCUACGGCCCCAGCCAAGGCGAGUUCACUGACGGGGAGGACGAGGAGGAGGAGGAGGAAGACGCAGCGGCCAAAGAGCCGCCCCGGGACACGCGCGGGGUCACCGGGCCCCUGGACAAGGGCGGAAGCUGGUGUGACUCCUGAGCGCCCCACCCCCGGGCCAGACCUGGGGAGUUGGGCUCAGAAGGGCCUGCUGGGCUCCUGCUGGACAGCACCACCCCUGGGAGAGCGUGGCCUCCGGACCUGCCCUAGGAGGAGAGGGCGGGAGGUGGCAGAAGUCCAGGGCCGGUCCUGUGGGCACCCCCGUGAGACCCUCGCCUGCCCCAGUGAAGCCCGGGUGGACGAGAGGCUGGGGCCUACGUCUCCCACCUUGCACAGCAGCCCCACCAAGGCCACAUGCACCUUGGGAGCCAUUAUUUAUUUUGUCCCCCCCAGCUCCACCACUUCUGAAGAAGGGCUGGGCUCGGGGCCUGUACUGAAUAAACAAACCCAGACAAGC
Molecule: messenger RNA, 1956 nt
Organism: Heterocephalus glaber (naked mole-rat)
Lineage: Eukaryota; Metazoa; Chordata; Mammalia; Rodentia; Bathyergidae
Gene: Pick1
Product: protein interacting with PRKCA 1
Biological process (GO): positive regulation of receptor internalization; receptor clustering; intracellular protein transport
Cellular component (GO): neuron projection; synaptic vesicle; postsynaptic early endosome
Molecular function (GO): phospholipid binding; protein domain specific binding; protein kinase C binding
Source: RefSeq, a predicted model, not a curated record